This is a messenger RNA of Trichomonas vaginalis G3, 2727 nucleotides long. RefSeq names its product ubiquitinyl hydrolase protein. The transcript has a single exon. NCBI's taxonomy places the organism in Eukaryota, Parabasalia, Trichomonadida, Trichomonadidae. The record is from RefSeq and is a predicted model, not a curated record. Gene Ontology annotation, molecular function: cysteine-type deubiquitinase activity. Gene Ontology annotation, biological process: protein deubiquitination. Bases 1 to 2727 code for a protein of 908 amino acids.
AUGAAGUAUUUAGACAAAGUUGCAAUAACAACCAACUUAACAUUAUGUUUAGGCUGGUCAGAAGACGAUAUCUACGAAAUGAGAGAUGUUGAAGAAACACUUCAUAUUUUUUUCGAUUUAUUAUCAUUAAAUAUUCCAGAGUCAGUUAAACCAAUCGAAGGCAAAUGUUACAUCAAUGGAAAUGACACUCCUUUCUUCGAUGUACAAAUCGGUGUCCAAAAUUUAGAUAAUAUUGAAAAUUCUCUUGAAGCUUUGAAGAUAACUGGAUAUUAUUUCCUGAAACUACCCGAUGUCAUGAUCUUUCAUCUAAGAAGAACAGUUUACAACCAAGAACAGAAGAAAAAUUGGAAAGUUUUGGAUUAUUUCGAAUAUCACAAUGAAAUCGAAAUAAAUCACGUGAAAUACAGGUUAUUCCAAGUAAUUGUCCAUGCAGGAUCAGUAAAUAGAGGACACUACUUCGCGUACAUCAAGCCGAAACCUGAUUCUUCUUUUUAUUUGUUCAAUGACUCGAAAGUUUCGAUUUCUGAUGAUUUGUCAGUUUUUGACAAAAAUUUUGGAGGAAGACAUGAAAACGGAAGGAUGAAAUGGUCAUCUGCGUAUUUACUUGUUUAUGUAAAGGUUGAUUCGAUACCUAUUGUCUUCUCCGAAAUUGAUGAAAGCGAAAUCAACCCAAUUUUGUUUGCUGAAGCUGAUAGAAAAGAAGAAAUUAAUCCUUUCGAAUUUCAGUUCUUUAUUUCAACUGAAGAAGGUUUAAUUGAAAAUUCUUUGAUGUCAAAACCGUCGAUUUUGAAUACAAAUGUCAGAAAAUGUUUGUAUUUCGAAGGAAAUUUGUCAAAAAGAGAUUUAUAUGAAAGAAUUUGUUUAGACAUGAAAAGUGACAUAAGUGAAGUGAGAUUAUGGACCAUUGGAUCUGGUGGCAAGAUAAUGGAAUAUGUUAAACCAGAUGAAAGUUUGAUUUCUGAAUUACCAAAAUCAUUGUUUUUGGAAAAAAUCAAAGGAAAUGAAACAAAAAGUGACAUCGAAAAUGAUGAAAUUAUUUUGUUUAUUCAUUUUUAUUUCAAAGAAGAGAAAUCUCCAAUACAAUAUUUAUCAUCUGUUGUAACAAAGAAAUCAAACAAAUUGAGAGAUUUGUUUAACACCGUUUCUAAAUUAUUGAACAAUCCAACUGAGAAAAAUGAAUCAAAGAAUUCUUUACUUGAUGAAAAUGGAAAUGAUAAAACAAAGAGUUAUUUAAGUGAUGAUUCAGAAAAUAAUCAUGAAUCAAAAGAAGAAAACGCAAAGAAAGAAAAUCCGAUUUUAAAUCAUCAAGUACUUAAUGAAAAUGGAAAAGAUAAUAAUUUGAAUCUAAAAGCAGAAGAACGUAAGCAAUCAAAUGAAAAUAGAUCUGAUUUACUUGAAAAUGGAAAAGAAAAUAUUCAUUACUUGGAUGCAAAAACAGAAGACAAUAAAAGAGAAAAUGGAACUGAUUUACUUGAAAAUGGAAAUGAUAAAGAUAAAACAGAAUUAGUUAAUAAACAAUUAAAUGAAAAUGAUAAACAUGAUUUGAACGGAAAAGCAGAAGAAAAUAAUCAAUCAAAAGGAAACCAAAGUGGAAAAGACAAUAAUUAUUUGAACGGAAAAACACAAGAAAAUCAGCAAUCAAAUGAAAGAGAAAAUGGAAAUCAAAAAUCACUUAAUGAACAAGGAAAAGAUGAUUUGAAACAGAGUUUUUUAAGUGAUUCUGAUGAAAAUGAAAAUGAUAAUAGAAAAGAAGUAAAUCAAUUCUUGAGUGAUGAUGAUGUUGAUGAAGAUUAUGAUGUUUAUUCGAUUGGAUUAACUCAAAUUGAAAGAUUAAAUGUUGAUGAAGAAAUCGGAAAAUUAAAUAUUUCAAACGGAGAAAUUCUUUGUUUUGAAGAGAAAGAUUUCAUUUCGAAACAUUGUUUCCAACCUGUUUCUUCUGAUUCUGCAUAUAGAAGAGUUGGAGGAAUCACUGAAUUUGAUAAUGUAAUAAAUUACAUGUCAGAUUUCAACAAAAGAAUCAAAAUUCAUAUUGAUGAUUAUAAAUUUGCUUUUUCAAGUGAAUUAAGUUUAGAAGAAAUCAAAAACUACUUGCAAAGAGAGAUCUAUAGGAAUGGAAAUGAUAUAUAUUUGUUUGAUUCUAAGGACAAUUUAGUCCAAAAUGAUUUUCUUUUCAAAGAAAAUGUAAUUUAUAAUUUUUCUGUUGAUUUUUGUCAAAAAAGUGAAAGAAUUUCUUUGUUUACGUUUAAUCCAUCAUCUCCUAAAUAUGGAAAGAAGAAAAGAAUAACUAUUCCAUGCAAUGCAACUAUAUCAGAUGUUUUGCAGAUGUUUAUCAAGGAAAAUAUAAUUAAUGAUGGUUAUAUUUACAGAUUUUUGGAAAUUUCUAAUGGAAUCAUACAGAAAAUAUGUGAUUUCUCUGAUGUUUGCGCUAAUUAUGAUAUAAUUAGAUGCGAACAAGUUCCAGAGGUGCAAUUUGAUUAUAAUUCAGAUGAUUUGUUCCCAAUUGUUGUCGGAAACGUCAUGAAAGAUGGAAGUUAUUCUGUUAAUGGCGAACCAUUCCUUGUUCCCUUCAGAAAUGGAACUUCAGAGCUACUUUCUCAAAAAAUUUCUCAAUUUACAGGAUAUCGAUUUCAUUUAUAUAGAUAUGCAGAUAAUAAGGCAUUGCAGCUCAAAAAUAAUGAUGUUAUUAAUAGAAAUGAUCUGAUUAUCCUGAUGAAAAUAACAGCUUAA